AUGGCGCCACCCACAAAACGUCGGAAGCGAAACAUCGUUCAUGCCUCUUCAGACGAUGAAGAGGAGCCAAAGUCGAAACCUAACACUCUUACCAAUUACCUUCUUUCCUCGCCUACUCAAAAGUGCGCCUCUACCACAGAUGCCUCCCGAGCUACAACGCCCUCUCCAGGUCCUACAAGGAAGUCGUCUCGCUUGCUAGCCACUAAGCCGUCGAGCUCGACCUCGAGUUCUAUGCCUCUUCACCAAAGGAACAAUGGAUUUCGGGGUUUUAGUACGAGUCCGGGGAAGCCUAAGGCCCAGCCAUUUGCAAAAGGGAAACGAGUCGAGAAAGAGAAGACGGCGGAUCUUGUGACUAUGUUUUCUAAACAGGCUCAAAGAGCUCCGACAGCGUCUCCGACAAAGAGGGACGAUAUUAUUAGCGAUCCGAUAUCAGACGAUGACGAUGUGGGUGAACACAGGGCGGUAAACACUAGUCGAGUUGGGCAGAACGCCCGUAAGCGUUUUCGGGAUACGCCUCAACCAAGUAGCGGCCCGGCAAUUACAUCGAGCCAAAAAUUCCUCAAACCACCCCGUCCUCAACAGGACCCAACUACGGGCGAUGAACAACGGCCCUGGUCGGAGCGGUUCGGCCCUACGAAUAUAGAAGAGCUUGCAGUUCACAAAAGGAAAGUAGCAGAUGUUCGCCGGUGGCUUGAAGAUGUUAUGGCCGGACGAAUGCGACAACGGCUUUUAAUUUUGAAGGGCGCUGCCGGAACAGGGAAGACCACUACGGUUCGACUCCUUGCUAAAGACAUGCGCUGUGAACUACUCGAAUGGAGAAACCCCGUCGGUUCCCUAGGGGCAAAUCAAGGGCUCCAGUCAGCUUCGGCGCAGUUUGAAGAAUUCAUGGGGAGGAGUGGAAAAUUCGGUCAAUUAGACACUGAUCUUGACUCGACUCCCCCGAGUCUCGGCAAGAACGAUAAUAAUGAUAAUAAUACGAAGAAAAUCAUUCUCAUUGAGGAAUUCCCAAACACUUUUACACGCUCGUCAGUAGCUUUGACGACAUUUCGAAAUACUAUCUUACAAUACCUAGCCGCUAAUACGCCAUCCCUCGCCACUUACGAUCGGCCAACUUCCAUAGACCCCAUCACGCCUAUCGUUAUGAUCAUAUCAGAGACUCUACUAACUACUACAUCAGCGUCUGCGGAUAGCUUUACGGCCCAUCGCCUGCUAGGACCUGAAAUCACUCGACAUCCAGGCUCUUGUAUUAUAGAGUUUAACGCUAUUGCGCCUACUCUCCUCGCGAGUGCGCUCGAGUUAAUCGUACAGAAAGAGGCGCGGAAGUCUGGACGGCGUCGGACGCCGGGCCCGCUUGUUCUAAAGAGACUGGGGGAAAUAGGGGAUAUAAGAAGCGCAAUCUCCUCACUCGAGUUUCUUUGCCUCAAAGGUGAUAACGAUGCGGACUGGGGCUCAAAGGUAGCCUUCACAAAACCUAAACGUGGAUCUAAGAAUGAAGUAUCUUUAACUAAGGGUGAGGUGGAAAGUCUAGAGCUUGUCUCGCAACGCGAGGCAAGUUUAGGAAUAUUUCAUGCUGUCGGAAAGGUAGUAUACAAUAGAAGAGAUGAGCUUCCGAUGAGCCAGCAAACUCUCGAGGGUCAGGCUGAAAUAUUACCUGACUUUAUGGCUCAUCAUUCUAGGCCAAAACGAUCCGAGGUCUCCGUCGAUAGCCUCAUUGACGAGACCGGGACUGAUACGCACACAUUUAUUUCAGCACUUCACGAGAAUUACGCCCUGUCCUGUGAACCUAGCGGGCUUUCCGAUCCUAAUUCCUCGCUUGACUACGUAAACAAUUGCAUCGAGUUCCUUUCCGAGAGCGACCUACUCUCCCCAUCUUGGGAUAUCUUCUUCCGGGGCCGUGGAUUUGGCAGUUCAACAUUCUCGGGACGAGAUUCGGCUGGCCAUGUGCUAAGACAAGAUGAGAUUACUUUCCAAGUCGCGACAAGAGGAUUAUUAUUUUCUCUACCAAAUCCGGUGAAGCGAAUCGCGAAGACCUCCGGACGCGGUGGUAGUGAUGCUUAUAAGAUGUUCUAUCCUGCAAGUCUCAAGCUAUGGCGAGAGAAGGAAGAACUUGAAGGAGUCGUAGACCACUGGGCAUCAAGAUUGCUAAAGGGGGACGAGACUGGUCAGAAUCUCACUCAAGGUGCUUCUGCAUUUAGACGGCCUAAGUCAGCAUCAAGCGGCGGUGGAGAUUGGAUUGGUAAACACCAGGCUUCUAUGCAACGUAAUAGCAGCCAACAAGCCAAAAAAACCGAACAGAGCCAAGACCAACAGACAGCCCCGUUGCUCUUCCUUGGGAACUCAGCUCGUAGGGAAUUGUUACUGGAACGACUGCCAUAUAUGGCCCACAUAGCACGGGGACGUAGAAGCGCAGUAGGUAAUGUUCGGUUAAAGGAGAUUGAAAGGGUAACCUCGUUUUCCGGGAUUGGAGAGGCAGCGGAUGAUGACGCCCUCGACGGAGAUGAUAAUAUGGAGCAGGCGGGAGAAGCAUGGGCAACUGAUAAGCCUACGGAAGAAUCAUCACCACGAAAGAAGAGCGUCGCCUUUGGCAUACGGCAAAAGAGCGAUGUGUCUUCCCUUUCUACCACGGGGAUACCAUCCAUACAGAAAUUGGUUUUAAGCGACGAUGAUAUAGAGGAUGAUUAA
This is a messenger RNA of Daldinia childiae, 2682 nucleotides long. Its product is annotated as Cell cycle checkpoint protein RAD17. The transcript has a single exon. Gene Ontology annotation, biological process: DNA repair; DNA damage checkpoint signaling; mitotic DNA replication checkpoint signaling. Bases 1 to 2682 code for a protein of 893 amino acids. NCBI's taxonomy places the organism in Eukaryota, Fungi, Ascomycota, Sordariomycetes, Xylariales, Hypoxylaceae. The record is from RefSeq and is a predicted model, not a curated record. Gene Ontology annotation, molecular function: chromatin binding.